This is a messenger RNA of Aedes albopictus (Asian tiger mosquito), 688 nucleotides long. Its product is annotated as ADP-ribosylation factor-like protein 5B. The record is from RefSeq and is a predicted model, not a curated record. Gene Ontology annotation, molecular function: GTPase activity; GTP binding. Bases 16 to 603 code for a protein of 195 amino acids. Gene Ontology annotation, cellular component: trans-Golgi network; cytoplasm. The transcript is spliced from 5 exons. Gene Ontology annotation, biological process: intracellular protein transport; vesicle-mediated transport; protein localization to Golgi membrane. Lineage: Eukaryota; Metazoa; Arthropoda; Insecta; Diptera; Culicidae.
AAAGAAAUAAUAAUAAUGCAUCGUUACUACGGCAAUAGUCGAUUUCCAUGCGGUUUUAUCAUUAUUCUAACAGAUUUCUUUUCUUCUCGCAUCUCCCCCUCGUUUCCAGAACACAAACUAGUGAUGGUCGGCCUAGAUAACGCCGGCAAAACCACCAUCCUCUACCAGUUUCUGAUGAAUGAAGUUGUACACACUAGUCCGACGAUUGGAUCCAACGUGGAAGAGAUCGUGUGGAAAAACAUUCACUUUCUGGUGUGGGACCUGGGCGGCCAGCAGAGUUUACGGGCCGCGUGGAGCACGUAUUACACAAACACAGAGUUUAUCAUAAUGGUAAUAGAUUCGACAGACCGCGAGCGGUUAGCGGUGACGCGGGAAGAACUGUACAAAAUGUUGCAGCAUGAAGACUUAACCAAGGCUAGUUUGUUAGUGUAUGCCAAUAAGCAGGAUCUAAAAGAAUCGAUGAGUGCAGCUGAAAUUUCCAAACAGUUAGACUUGACCUCAAUCAAGAAGCACCAGUGGCACAUACAGUCCUGUUGUGCGCUCACCGGAGAAGGACUCUACCAGGGCCUGGAGUGGAUAGCUCAGAGGAUCAAGAAGAAAUGACACCUGCCGGAGUAAACGUAAGGGGUAAGUCGUUUAUAGUUUCCGUUUCACACCGUUACGUUGCAGUGUGUGCCAGACAGACAGG